Parnassius mnemosyne (clouded apollo) is the source of this 351-nucleotide messenger RNA. NCBI's taxonomy places the organism in Eukaryota, Metazoa, Arthropoda, Insecta, Lepidoptera, Papilionidae. The record is from the annotation of a GenBank genome assembly.
AUGGAUCGCUACGCUUUGCUCUGUCUAACUUGCACCGUGAUUUGCGUAUCAGCAUGGUCCCGGCCUUUCUACCCAGUCCACAGAGUUAAGGCACCGGCGAGGGUGACACGGUUUGCCCCGCAACCUCACGCACCUCAUCCACCUCGUCAUAGAGCACCUCCACCGAUCCCCCAAGAGGAGCCCAAAUGGCAAAGACCGAAGCGGGACCAUUACGAAGACCGCGACCACGAUUACGACCACCGCGGCACCAGCGGCGUUACGGGACCAGUUCAUACGUUCGUAAAGACCGACAAGAACGCUAACUACAAGUGGGGGGUCCGCCACCACGUGGGAAACAAAUACGCUUCGUAG